AUUAUCAAUAAUAUUCCAUAUUGAUUACUUAAUAAUAUUUUUAUCUGAUUAGACUUUAGAAUAUCAGAAAUUUGAGAAAUAAUAACUAUGGAUUAAUAUUUCAAGUACAUUGAAUUGUUUUAAUUAAAUAAGUCUUACUAGAAAUUAUCGUCCACGGGCACUAAAGUAGAAAAAAACAAGUUUUAUUUUUCCGGCUAAGAAAUAUAAGUCCAGGUGCUUUGUUAAUCAGGAUGCAGUAAGGUCAUUCUUUUGUUUCAAUUCUCCAUUUUGGUACAUUUUAUAAUGGCAAGAUAUUACGAAAACACAACUGUUUUCAACUUUAGUUGGGAUCAAGUUGCACUAGGAUAUUGGAGGAGAUAUCCUAAUCCACAAAGCACACAUGUUCUAUCUGAAGAUACUUGGAGUAGAUAUGUUAAAGAUGGAUGUCUGUACACGAAAAGAUUGUUAACUAAAACUAAUAGAGUUCCAAAAUGGGGAGAAAGAUUUUUUAAUGCAAAGUCUGUGAAAAUUAUUGAGGAAAGUAUUGUAGAUCCUGAAAAGAAAGUUCUCAUCACAUACACAAGAAAUCUAGGCUAUACCAAAGUUAUGAGUGUGGUUGAACGGGUAGAAUACAGGCCAUCAGGUGCUGCUCAAACGGUGGCACUUAGGUCUGCAUGGGUUGACUCACAAGUAUUUGGGUUCUCUCGUGCUAUACGGGCAUUUGGAGUUGACCGUUUCCGCAAGAAUGCAUCACAGAUGGUGAAUGGUUUUAACUAUGUACUAAGCAAUAUGUUUCCGCGUCAAGUACCACAACACACAGUGUCCCAUACACUCAAAGAAAUGCGUGAUGCGGCAGCAGCAGCAACUGACCGAGCUAAGGCAAACGUCUUGUCCUCUGUUAACAGAACAUAACAGGACUAAUGCCGUGAGGCUAUAUUGGAGUACAAAGGACUUGAUAAAAAUUAUUCAUUUAGUAUUAUAAAUCUAUUUGUAAUAAAAUUAUAAUUUACUACAACAUCAAAUAUAACACUGAAAAAAUAAUUCAAACUUAACUACAUAUAUGAUACUAAUGCAGUCUAAUCUUAUUUAAAGAAAUGUUCAUAUUCUCAAAUUUAAAACAUACAUUGUUUAUAUGUUUAGUUUUCAGAAAAAUGAUUCCUUUUUUUCUCUUUAGGUCAAUAAAGCAUUAGCAUCUAAAGAUUUUUUGAAAACCAUAAUACUUAUUAUUUUUUACUAGCUCUGGUACCAUCUGGUGGAUAACCCUCACAUCAACAUUAUAGUAGGCACUCUUUAAGUUCUCCAAAAAAUGGGUUUUCUAUAAAUUUUGUAUAAUUUUAAAUAUUUGUAAAGUGAAGAGAGAUAAGAUAGUGUAGUUAGGAUUUAACAAUGUCAAUCUGUCAGUCAACAUAUAUGAUAAUUUAUCCUAAAUCUUCUGACAUAAAAUAGUUAUAAUGAUUAGUAAUAGAUGUAUUUGUCUAAUCAUGCUAUUGCUGCCCUUAAACUAUUUAUAUAAAUAUGUUUAAAAAUGGAAUAUAUUAUUUAGCAUAGGUAUAGUAACAAAAUGCUUGAAAAUCAAUGCUUUUAAUGAAAGAUAAUAGAUACUAUGUAUUAAUAUUUUCUUAUAAAAUUUUAUUUUUCCUAAUGGUUGGAAAAAUAAUUUGUAAAUAUAGCUGAAAUUCCCACUGCCUCAAGCAACUGCUGUUUGUAAGUGUUGAAUAUAUGUAUUUCAACAACAUUCCAAUGGAUUAGUGCUAUUUUUAAAGGAAAUAUGUGAAUGUAAUGUUUAAAACAGAUCUUAUUUAUUUAAAUUUUGAAUUCUAUUUAAUGCAUUUAAAUUGUUUAAUAUGUCAUUAAUUUGAUAUCAUAUUCACAAUUAAAAUAACUAUAAUGAAUAUAAAAGCAUUGAAUUUGAAUAAGCAAUAAUUUUCCUGUAAUGUAGUAGAAGUUAUACAAAUACCAAAACUCAACUGCUGCAUCCUCAGUGAUAACAGCAUUUUUUUUUAAAUUACUUGUUAGUAUGAAAUCAACAAAAUAUAAUCAAAUAUAUGAGAUAAACACACAA
This is a messenger RNA of Pieris rapae (cabbage white), 2041 nucleotides long. RefSeq names its product protein preli-like (gene prel). Gene Ontology annotation, cellular component: mitochondrial intermembrane space. Gene Ontology annotation, molecular function: phosphatidic acid transfer activity. The record is from RefSeq and is a predicted model, not a curated record. Lineage: Eukaryota; Metazoa; Arthropoda; Insecta; Lepidoptera; Pieridae. Gene Ontology annotation, biological process: phospholipid transport. The transcript has 6 exons. Bases 283 to 891 code for a protein of 202 amino acids.